AUGACAUUCGCUACGGUCGAAGGGGAUGAAACAAAUCGAGCACGCGUGCUAAAUAUAAUAAUAUUAUACUGUCCGUUAUUACCAUACGAUUUGUCACGAUUUGUCGUGGGCGUGUUAUUGGCGUGUUUUAUACGAAGGUAUACAAACCAUGCGACGGUAUCAUAUUAUUACUAUGCUUUUGAAAAAAUUCAUAAUAUUUUUUUAUUCGUCCGUGAUAAGUUAUCCGGUGCGUGGGCGGGUUUGGUCGUGGAGUAUAACCACAGUGGACUCUGGACAGGUGUGGUGGGUGAUGGGGCGUGGCGGGGCGACGGCGAAGGGUUGUUUACUGUAAAGGACGAUCGGCUGUCGUGCUGUCGCUGCGGUUCGUUACCUCCAUGGUCGAAAAUCCCGAUGCGGUCCGGAGAUCGACGUGGUGUCUGA
Messenger RNA from Macrosiphum euphorbiae (potato aphid), 420 nucleotides. Lineage: Eukaryota; Metazoa; Arthropoda; Insecta; Hemiptera; Aphididae. The record is from the annotation of a GenBank genome assembly.